This is a messenger RNA of Paramisgurnus dabryanus, 2767 nucleotides long. It is a transcript of the gene cmtr2, whose product is annotated as cap methyltransferase 2. NCBI's taxonomy places the organism in Eukaryota, Metazoa, Chordata, Actinopteri, Cypriniformes, Cobitidae. The record is from RefSeq and is a predicted model, not a curated record. Gene Ontology annotation, biological process: 7-methylguanosine mRNA capping; methylation. Gene Ontology annotation, molecular function: methyltransferase cap1 activity. Gene Ontology annotation, cellular component: nucleus; cytoplasm.
GGAAACACGUGUCCAUUUAAGGGUUAAUGCUGCUGCUAGUCACACCUCCUCCCUUCACAGCACAACAUUAGCUGCACUACACAGCUAUGCAUGCGGGACCAGGAAAAGUUUCCUGAGUUUUGUGAUUUAUGUCCCUCGACGUAGAAUUGCAGAAUGAACAGGGGCCGGGGGGGAGUGAGAAAAAGAACGGCAUCAGAGAAGACAGAUGCCCCUGAAACUUAUAAUGAGGAGAUACUUGCAGAGGUGCACCAACUUUUCAGCAAGGUCAGGACAUAUAUUCCCCCUGCUGGAGGAGAAUGGGCCCUGCCUGACCCAAACGUGGUGCUCUGUGAGCCCCAUGGGAGUCACCCGCGUUUGCAAGCCCUUAAACGGUCGCUAAACAAUGUAAAGAAUCAACUCAGUGAUAAAGACCUCUCGGUAUGGCACCAGCAUACAUGUUCCACCAACCGAGCAGGCACAAUUACAGCCCACCUGCGAUCCACUGCCAAUGCAGAGCUAUGCACCCAGGCUUGGGCCAAGUUUUAUGAGAUCUUGGGCUCUUUUAAACUUCUACCUGAAAAUGCAUUAAAGAGUGGGGAGUUGAACUCUAUACACCUGUGUGAAGCUCCUGGUGCCUUUAUAUCAGCUCUGAAUCACUUCCUAAAGACAAACCGUCUGCACUGCGAUUGGAACUGGGUUGCCAAUACACUAAAUCCAUACUACGAAUCCAAUGGACGUGGUUGCACUAUCACAGAUGACAGACUUAUUGCACACACUCUGCCUUGGUGGUUCUUUGGUUCUGACAACACCGGGGACAUCAUGCUUCAGAAGCAUCUGCUAGAACUGUCAAAAUUCGUUAGUAACAUGCGCAGUGUAGAUUUGGUUACAGCAGAUGGAAGCUUUGACUGUCAGGAGGACCCAGGGGAGCAGGAGAGCUCAGUUGCUCCUCUACAAUAUUGUGAAGCAGUUUGUGCUCUGCUGCUGUUAGAUACUGGAGGCUCAUUCGUGUUGAAGAUGUUCACGCUGUUUGAACACUCAUCUGUCUGUCUGCUUUACCUUCUGGCAUGCUGCUUCCGUUCCGUGAACGUCUUCAAGCCGGGCACCAGCAAAUCUGGAAAUUCCGAACUUUAUGUAGUAUGUUUGGACUAUCAGGCCAAAGAAUCGAUAAGGCCAUUGCUGUCAAAGUUAAUCCGUAAUUAUGGUCCUGAUUUGGCCACCACAGCAGCAAUCUUUCCCCAGCACUGCAUUCCAAAUUCAUUCCUCAGUCAACAUGAGGAGAUUUGCACUUUUUUCCAUGGAUUGCAAGUUAAUACAAUUCAGGAAAACAUUCGGCUUUUUGCACACAUGAGUGUAGAACAGCGCAGGCGUUUGGACCGGCUCAGGGAAUGUGCGGCAGAUUUUUAUACAAAGCGCUUUAAUGUUCUGUACCUCCCAAGGAAAAACUGGGUUUGCCGUGGUGGGGUGGCCAAAUGGGUAAAGCCCAGUGAGAAGAAGCAAAUGGGCUCUUUCAAUCACCGCAAGGAGAUGCAACUCCAGGGAUGGAAGUUACGCCUUGCUCAAGGAAAUCUUGGGGCAUUCAUAAUGGAUCAUGACAUGGGGACAAAAGGAUGUGAGAUUGUGUUAAAUGGCCCACUGGAUGAAUGUGAUUUGAGGGACUGGUUUGUCCUUGAGGGAGCUGCUCUACCAAAAGUGUGCAGUUCCACCUUCUGUGAUCAAGAAUUGCUAGACUUCCUGAAUGAAGCCCUAGAGGAGAACCUGAGGGUAAAAGCAUUAAAUUCUGUUGACAAAGCAAUGACGACAUGCAGCUCCUGCAGCGUUCACUCCCCUGUAGACAUCUUAUCUGAGAUUUGCAGCCUUCCUGAUGUCACAUCUUGUUUGGUGCUGGGAAGCCAGUCGUGGUGUGACAGAAGACUGGAGGGCGUUAAGUUUCAGCCAAAGUUUUUGCAAGGACCCUUCUGCUGUGAAGCAACAGAGUCCACUUUGCACGAUGGACAACCAGACUUUCAACUUAAACUCCUGGACGGCAUGCUUUCUGCACUCCAGGGGCAACAUCAGGGGUCAGCCCUGGUGAUUCCAUUAUGUACGGCCUUAACACGAUUCACAGCUGGUCUGAUAUUCACACUCCACCUGUGCUUCCGUCACAUCACAUUCCACUGCUCAUCCGGUUGUCCUCCAGCUGCACUUGUGUGUGUGGGAUUUUGUCCACCAUUGGCCGUACCCCAGCUUCUGGAUUUUCUUGGGGAUCUGAUGGAGAAGAUGAAGAAUAUUAAACCUGAAGAGGGCAGACAGGUUCUGCAGUUUGUACCUUUGGAGGAGCUUCUCAAAGGCUCAUUACCUCGCUUCCUGUCCUCUUUUAACACCGCUAUAAUUCGGCAGCAUCUGCAUGUGCUCAUGCAGGUUGACUAGUGCGCAUAGUUAUUCCCUCCAGUGGCAUAUAUGGAGGAUUUUUUUCAGUUAGACAUAUAAAGUUAUCGUCAAGCCUUAAUUUACUCAGAUUGAAAAUAAUGUCCAAGUGGUACAAUGGAUAUUUACGUUUGUAACAGACUUACUUUAAGAUAUAUUGUUUUUGUAAAUCAUACUGGGGAGAUGAGGUUACUUAGACUUUGAAUAUGCCGAACAUGAUUAUAGAGAUUAUAUUGCUUAUAUUUAUUUGAAACACAGCUUGUGCAGUUGUGUCUGAAAUAUUUCUUUUAAUAUUUAUGUUUCUGUAAAUAUUUUCUUAACACUUAGAAGUGCUUUAAACAUCUUUUAGUCCUUUCUGAAUCAUUAAAACAUUUUCUUUAAUGAA